Messenger RNA from Sinocyclocheilus rhinocerous, 4297 nucleotides. RefSeq names its product transcriptional enhancer factor TEF-1-like. The transcript has 13 exons. Gene Ontology annotation, cellular component: transcription regulator complex. Lineage: Eukaryota; Metazoa; Chordata; Actinopteri; Cypriniformes; Cyprinidae. Gene Ontology annotation, molecular function: RNA polymerase II cis-regulatory region sequence-specific DNA binding; DNA-binding transcription factor activity, RNA polymerase II-specific. The coding region runs from base 1 to 1161 and encodes 386 amino acids. The record is from RefSeq and is a predicted model, not a curated record. Gene Ontology annotation, biological process: regulation of transcription by RNA polymerase II; embryonic organ development; hippo signaling.
AUGACUGGUCGGAAUGAGCUGAUUGCCAGAUACAUUAAACUCAGAACUGGGAAGACAAGGACACGGAAACAGGUGUCUAGUCACUUACAGGUCUUAGCAAGAAAGAAAGUUCGAGAAAUCCAAGCUGCCAUCAAGGUGUCUAGUCACAUUCAGGUUCUUGCCAGAAGGAAAUCUCGCGAAUUUCAUUCCAAGCUAAAGGUGACAAGCAUGGAUCAGAGUGUGAAGGACAAAGCUCUUCAGAGUAUGGCCUCCAUGUCCUCGGCCCAGAUCGUCUCUGCCACCGCCAUCCACAACAAGCUGGGUCUUCCGGGCAUCCCACGUCCUGCCUUCCCCGGAGCAGCAGGGUUUUGGCAGGGCAUGAUAUCCACGGGCCAGCCUGGAUCCUCACAAGACAUCAAGCCAUUUGCUCAGCAAGCGUACGCUAUCCAGCCAGCAGUCACAACUACAAUCUCAAGUUAUGAGCCCCCGACAGCGCCGGCGCCCACAGUGCCCGCCUGGCAGGGCCGAUCUGUCGGCACAUCUAAACUCAGACUGGUGGAGUUCUCUGCUUUUCUUGAGCACCAGAGAGAUCCAGAUUCUUAUAACAAGCAUCUUUUCGUGCACAUUGGUCAGACAAAUCACUCUUACAAUGAUGCCUUGCUCGAGUCAGUGGACAUUCGUCAGAUUUACGACAAAUUCCCUGAGAAGAAAGGAGGGCUAAAGGAAUUGUUUGGCAAGGGUCCUCAGAAUUCAUUCUUUCUCAUAAAGUUCUGGGCUGAUUUGAACUGCAACAUUCAGGACGAAACUGGGGCUUUCUAUGGAGUGAGCAGUCAGUAUGAGAGCCCGGAGAACAUGACCAUCACCUGCUCCACAAAGGUUUGCUCGUUUGGCAAACAGGUCGUGGAGAAAGUGGAGACAGAGUACGCUCGCUUUGAGAAUGGACGCUUUGUUUACCGGAUAAGUCGGUCUCCCAUGUGUGAAUACAUGAUCAACUUCAUCCACAAACUUAAACACCUUCCUGAGAAAUACAUGAUGAACAGCGUCCUGGAGAACUUCACCAUCUUAUUGGUGGUAACAAACAGAGACACACAGGAGACCCUGCUGUGCAUGGCCUGUGUGUUCGAAGUGUCAAACAGCGAGCACGGAGCCCAGCAUCACAUCUACAGACUAGUGAAGGAAUGAAGCAGCUCUUUCACACAGACUCUGGACCUCAGUACAGUGGCAGUGCCUCUAGCUCAACACUCACUCAAGAUGAUUUUCCGUCACAUUUGGGUGAUGCUUAUAAUUAUAUAUAUAUAUGUGUUUGACGUUUAACUGCAGCUGUGAAUCGCGGUACAGUUGUAUUAUGUUUUAAUAUGGGAAAGAAUGUCAAAGAAUGCGAUUCAACAUUCAUUCAUAGACUAUACAUAUAAAGUGACAGUAUCAUUCAACUUAAGGGUUAUGUUGAGUUAGAAUGAAUCUGAAAACGACCUCAUUUUGAUUUUUUUUUUUUUAUCUUAAAAGCGUACACAUCGGAAAGCGUAUGGGUGCAGCCAUAAGUAGGAUGUAGGUGUACAGAUGAAUAUACAUUCUCACAUACGUAGGUAUUUUUCCCAAAGAAAAAGGUAUUUGAGAAAUUUCAUUCUGUAACAUUGAUUUAUUGAAAAAAGAAAAAAGAUUUUUUGUGGCCAUCGGUAAACAAAAUGUUCCUGCAUUCCGAACACUCAGAGAAUUCAGGGAAUUCAAAAGCCCAGCCCUUGAAAAGAAUUACUUUGUACACACUACUUUUUCUCUUUUGUUUAGGAAUUACUGCACUGUGAUACGAGAAGUUUAUACCAACCUGUGUCUGUUUUCAUGUGUCAUCACCUGCAAUAAGAAAACGCAGAGAAUCGACCCCUUACUGUUGACUGUACAGCUAAACGCCUCCUGCCGACACGCUUGUGUAAAAGGUAACUCUAGAAACAAGAAGCACUGUAUUAACUACCAGGGGCUGAUGGAUUAUCCAUCAGAUUGACCCGAGCACUUGGAGUGUGUUUGCCGCUGGGAAAGCCACACUUUUUACGAAGCCCAUCCCUGAACGUGCUGUACACCCGUACGUCACGGAGCACUCCUUCAUCUUCUGUAAGAAUCAGUCCCAGAGUUCCUCGCUGCCUUUGACAUCCCCACACAGCCCAUGUCUCUGUGGCCUAAUCGAUUUCUACGACUGCAAGCCUUAAUAAUGGUUGUGUGAACUCCAAAAGAUGCCACUAAAACUGUGAUCUCUUUCCUAAGCUGGAAGACUUUCUUGUUAUUGUCACAUGUUGUAGGAGUUGUACAGUACAAACCUGCCAAAGUGUAACAAUAUACAGCACAGUGCCUUAGUGUAUGAAGCGAAUGUGGAUGAGCGCAGUCGUUUUUUGGGAAAAAGUAACACUAAAGGUGUGGUCACAUUUACUGUUGCUAGGCGGAGAAAUCAGUGCAGAUGAAAUCAGUGAUUCCGAUAGGAAUUUGUGUGGUUCGCGUUGAGGCAGAAAAUUUUCCCAUGCAGAUUUUGCUCAUUUUCAAGUUGUUUUCAUGCGAAUUUGCUGAACUGACCAGAUGCUUGGUUUGAAAGUGACUUCUGUGUGAGCUGUGCUUUAUACAUCGCUGCGACAAUACACAAUGGACUUUUUGUCCACAAAAUUUCGCUGCAGUUUAGCAAAUGUGACCACACCUUAAGAUCCUACGAGUCAUCUUUAUAAAAGAGCACUGGCCAUUUGGUUGACCUUUCACUCUCAGAGACCGAAGACAUGUUUAGACAUACAGAUCUUGCCUUUCUUAUCGGAAAAGACCAAAACGUUGAAGGAGAUGCAUUGAGCUCCUCUUUAUUUCCUGCACUGUAGCAUGAAAGUGCCUUUGGUUUCCAGCUUAGAAAAGACUGAUGUUAUUUUCCGUUCUUAAAAUGAUCAAAAACCAAAAAAAAAAAUAAAAAAAAGUGGAUGUAGGUAAAAUAUUCACCACAUUGCCUUCAUAAGAAUUUUAUAGAAAAAAAACAUGGGCUAGUGAGUGGAUAUGUUCUGAAAUAAAGUUAUGUAAUAAUUAUUAAUAACACAUUUCUAUCAGCAUUUGAUUUAAUCGAUGUGGCAAACUGUCUUAUUUUUUCUUUCGAACUGUGAACUUCGGUUCCAUUCUAUGAGAGAUUUAUUUGACAUAGAGCUUUAGCUACUUUUCUAGUGCAUAAUCGAAUUGUGAAAGUGGAAAACCUUACAGCACCUGAUUGCUGAAUGGUGUUUGCUUUCCCCUUUCUUCUUGUUUCAAGCCAUUUCAAUGUCUUCUUUUUCGUUUGUGAAUAUAGUAAACACUAUAUUAAGUGACGUCAAGGUGUGUUACUCCUCAGACCUUAAAGAUAGUCAAGGAUAUUAACCGCAGAGUCACGUGUACGUUCUUUACGGACAAAGCUGGCUUCACCAAACCAUAUCAUCUCCACUGCGUAAUUUAUUCGUGCUGUUCAUUUAAGUGGAUGGAACCCUCAAAGCGUGAGAGACUAAAUUAGAUUUCCAGCUGUGUAUGUUGUACUGCUUCAAGUAAACUGUGGAGUUAUUAAGUACGCGCGAUAUCGAAACGGCAGACGGUGUUGAUUGUUUUGUGUUUGCCGUACCUUCGCCCUUCGUUCUUGUUCACGUUUCAUAUAGAGAUCUUCCUGUAUUGUUCUACAUGUACACGAUGGUUUUGUGACGACGUCAGUAUAUUCGGAGCCCGUUCGGGUGGUGAUACUGUUACUGCUGUGCUGCUGGUGCACCUGCUACGUCAGUUCCUCCUUAACCAGUCCCCUUUACUUCUCUAACGAUCUGAGAACUAAUGCCUUUAAUAUGAUGAAUGUUAAACGGACAUUGUUUUGCUAGUAACGGACACUAAGCAAGGAUUCGAGCGGAAUCCGGACUACAGUAUAUCAGCAGUUUAGUUUAUGUUUUUUGAUCUAUGUUUGUAUUUUGUUUGUAUGUGUAGGUACUGGUACCUCCUAUGUUCAUUACCAUUUAAGAUGUUGGCUUUAAAGUGAACUUUUCUCUAGUUCCGAUAGUAUCAUAAAAAGAUAUUGGGUUUGUGUGCAGAGAUUUUUUGUAAAAAGGUGCUUUGUAUAAAAUUAUAUAUUCCGGCUUUUCUUGGUACAAAGGUGUGAUAUCUUUUAAUAUCCCGGAUGAUGGAAAAAAAAGCAUUGGAGCAAGGCUGAGAGAGAAAAGAAAACCUAUUAUGUGUGUGUUCUUUAUCGCAUAUGGUCUUGUCUUUGCUCCGUAACAUUUUGAUGCCUUCUUGAUAAAGUGGUAGAUAUUUUGUAGCUUUCUAGAUUCUUUGUAUGUAUACAAUAUUGAAUAAAAUAAGUAAU